CUGGUCUGUAAACACGCGGGGGAGCCCACGCUGCCUGGCGACUGGGGCCACUGAAUGUGAGAUCGUGCCCUGCUUGUCACCAGUGCACACGCUGAUUUGAACCCUGCUUGGACGUGCAUGUCAUGGCUUAAAAAUAGAUGCUAAUCUGUCCUCCGGUCUCGGGCGGUGGCAGCGGCAGUGGGGAGGCGGCGGCGGCGGGAGAGUCAUGGCAGUGGCGCAGCCUGCGCCUGCAAUCCGCCUUGGGGACUGAGGCCCCGCGCACCGCUAGCAAAGAGAGCCAAAGAGCUGAGCGAACCGGUUUGAAGAAAAAGCCAAACCUGGAGGCCUAGCAGGGCCAGAGUUACCGUCUCUCCCUGAGAAUCUUCUCUGCCAGGCCCAACCCCACUGGCAGGAAGGGGAGCAACUAGUCUGCCUCACGCCCUUCCUCUUCCAGCAAAAGCUACCUGGCGACUGACCCCACCAUCACUGCAGCCACCCCUGCAGCUGCCACGGUUUCUGCCACCUCUAAGAUGUGCCCUGGUAACUGGCUCUGGGCGUCCAUGACGUUUAUGGCCCGCUUCUCCAGGAGCAGCUCAAGGUCUCCUAUUCGCACUCGAGGGAGCCUGGAGGAGAUGCCAGCCGUUCAACACCCUUUCCUCAACGUGUUCGAGUUGGAGCGGCUCCUCUACACAGGCAAGACAGCCUGUAACCAUGCCGAUGAGGUCUGGCCAGGCCUCUACCUCGGAGACCAGGACAUGGCUAACAACCGCCGAGAGCUUCAUCGCCUGGGCAUCACCCACGUCCUCAAUGCAUCCCACAGCAGGUGGCGAGGCCCACCCGAGGCCUACCAAGCCCUGGGCAUCCGCUACCUGGGAGUGGAGGCCCAUGACUCGCCAGCCUUCGACAUGAGCAUCCACUUCCAAACAGCUGCCGACUUCAUCCAUCGGGCUCUGAGCCAGCCAGGAGGGAAGAUCCUGGUGCACUGUGCGGUGGGAGUGAGCCGAUCCGCCACGCUAGUGCUGGCCUACCUAAUGCUGUACCACCGCCUCACCCUCGUGGAGGCCAUCAAGAAAGUCAAGGACCACCGCGGUAUCAUUCCCAACCGAGGCUUCCUGCGGCAGCUCCUGGCCCUGGACCGCAGGCUGCGGCAGGGUCUGGAGGCGUGAGGGGGGGACGGGAGGGCAGCCAGGCCGGGGUGGGGGGGUAAGUGGGGGCCGCUGGCUCCCAGCAGGAGCCUGGGAACCCAUCCUCCCCUGGAAGCAGGACUGAGGGGCCGAGCCCCAGGCCACUCAGUGGGAGAGGCCGGGAGUGAAGUGGGCGGGCGACCUGGUGCGGCUGGCCGGGAUGGAGGCCGCCCCGCGGUCGGUGGAAGACGCUCCUGGGAUUCGGACGCCGCCGGGUUCCAGCCAGGGUGUUGCCAGCGCUCUGCAGCCCCCUCCCCUCUUUGUGCCUAAGUGCCCCCCCCACCACGUACCAAAACGAAAGGGCCAUCUGUGUCCUGCGGGAGUGCAGAAGCAUGAAUGCGAUGGUGUAGUUGCGUGAAGCCGGUAGCGUAGACAGACGGCGAAGACAGGAUGUGAAAACCGCGAAGCCGGAGGCAGAAGCGCACAGCCCCGUCGCUCGGAGCGCUGGAAGGGGAGGCGGGUGCUGCUGGCGCUGCGCCUGCGGCUGCUGCUCGGGGCCGCCACCUUCACGGUGAUGCGUGACUGGCGCUCUGCAGAUGGUCACUCGCUUAUCGGAUCCGGGUGUCUCGAGGAGAAAUAAAGAUUGUGGGAAAGGA
Nycticebus coucang (slow loris) is the source of this 1759-nucleotide messenger RNA. It is a transcript of the gene DUSP26, whose product is annotated as dual specificity phosphatase 26. The transcript is spliced from 4 exons. Bases 510 to 1145 code for a protein of 211 amino acids. Gene Ontology annotation, biological process: protein dephosphorylation; negative regulation of MAPK cascade. Gene Ontology annotation, cellular component: cytoplasm. NCBI's taxonomy places the organism in Eukaryota, Metazoa, Chordata, Mammalia, Primates, Lorisidae. Gene Ontology annotation, molecular function: protein tyrosine/serine/threonine phosphatase activity; MAP kinase phosphatase activity. The record is from RefSeq and is a predicted model, not a curated record.